AACUGUCUCCCGUUGUUCCGCGUUGCCGGAGAAAGGGAGAAAGUUGAGCUGGUUAGCUGCAGUGUGCAAUAGAUAAGCUGGCGGCAGUGGUAACUGCAGUUUUCCGCUACCGCCACAUUUAAAUUCAGGUUCCCUUGCUCACUUAAUAGUGUGAUGCAGUUUCGGUGGCAGUGCUGCGUGUAGUACAGACUAGAGACAAUUAAGCGACUUCACAUUUUCUUUGGUGCGGCUACUCCCUCGUGACACUCAAAAGAGCAUAUGACAAUGCCCCUUCUGCAAUUGCUGCGAGGGCAGAGGAACCCGGCGUCAGACGAGGUUCUGAAGGUGAAGCCCGACGACUAUGCACUGUUCAACAUCUUGGUUCGCGAGGAUGCCCUGAUCCUCUACCGAUGUUCCAUGGGUGAUACCGCGGAGGCGGCCUCCGCCCCGUACGAAAUUGUGUUGCACAACGAUAUCACCCGCUCAUCUAAGUGUGCCUAUAGUGUACUACGGACGAGAGACUAUAUCGAAGCACAACACAGUUUCAUCCUCCUGAAGGACCAGCUUCCUCUGUUGGUUGAAUGUGUACCUGAUGUCUACAAGACGGAACGGAUCCAGGAGGUGGUAAACCUCAUAAGAGCCAACCCUUCUUGGAACCUGGCCCAUGUGGCAGCCCACCUCGCACUGAUCGACUGCUUCAACAACCCCAGGGUGCUCCCGCUGAUCGGCGAAGCGACACCAGAAACCCGUGUGACGCCGUUGCACGUGGCCGUGUGUGCUCAGAAGUUGGCCGCUGUGCAGGCGCUGAUGGCUACGGAUGUGCCUCUGGAUUUGAUGGACCAGAAUGGAGACACCGUAUACCACCAGGCUGCCGUAACCAACAAGGACAUCAUCAAUGCCCUUUCUGCGCGUCCUGCACCCGCAGCAGCCAUCAACCAGGUCAACAACGAGGGCCACACUCCACUGCAGCUGGCCUGUCGUGCGAACAAGCCAGAGUGCGUGCUAGAGCUGCUCAAACAAGGAGCAGACUUAAAUUCUGCUUCCGACAGCUUCGAUGGAAACAAUAGGCCAUUCCUACAAAAAGACCACGUAAAGCACAUGUGCGACUUCGAAGUUGAUGACAUGAAGUACGGGGGAACACCCCUGCACUGGGCCAAGACAACGCAGUGCCUGGAGGCGAUGAUAGAGCUGGGCUGUGGCCUGGAUGCCAAGAACUUCCAGGGUAACACUGCACUGCACAUCAUGGUGGCCAGAAGCAGACUAUCCUGCGUCGUCGGCCUCCUGAGCCACGGAGCCAGCGUCGACGCAGUUGGCAAGGACGGAGACACGCCUUUGCACGCAGCUGUGCGGGGCGACGUGUCAGUGGUCCAGGCACUGAUAGUGUUUGGUGCAGACGUCAACUGUACAAACGAGAAGAAUGAAACGCCGCGCCAUUUGGCAUCCUCGUUAAGCGUGGGCAACAGGGACGAAGUUAUACACGCCCUGCACGCAGUCGGAGCUCGCCGUUGCAGUCGCAAUCAUGGAUGUACAAAUGGCUGCGCCGCCGACGGCACAUGCAAUGGCAAAUGCCCUGAGAAACCAAAGUUCUUCAGUGCUCCUCACUUAUACGACGACUUACUGGGAAAGGAUGUCGUCGAGUCCGCACUGAGGAGACUUCGAGAAGACCUUCAGCGAAAGAAGCGCUCUGGCCGAGUGCUCUGCCUAGACGGUGGGGGCAUUCGUGGGCUCAUCCUCACUCGGGUGCUUAUGUGUCUGGAGACGGUCCUCGGCUGUGCCAUUAUGGACUGCUUUGAUUGGGUGGCAGGCACCAGCACUGGAGGGAUCCUCGCUCUGAUGCUGGCACUUGGUAAAACACCGCAGAAAUGUCUCCAACGCUAUUUCGCUCUCAAGGACAGGGUGUUCAUCGGAAUCCGACCGUACGACACUGAUGCCCUGGAAGAGUUUCUUCGGCGCGAAAUGGGUGAAAAUACGGUGAUGACCGACAUUGAGCGUCCAAAGUUAAUUGUAACUGCUCUCAUGGCAGACAGACAUCCUGCUAAGCUGCAUCUGUUUCGAAACUAUACUUCUCCAAAAAGAAUGUUGGGGUUGGAAGAGGACAACUCGGAGAUCCCUGCACCUGCACCACCGCACCCUUGUGAGCAACCAGUAUGGGCAGCAGCACGUGCAUCAGGAGCAGCCCCAACUUACUUCCGUCCCUUUGGACGAUUCCUGGAUGGGGGCCUCAUUGCCAACAAUCCCACGUUGGACACCAUGAGAGAGAUCACUGCGUACAACAAGGCACUCAAGGCUACGGGCCAGGAAGACCGUGUAGAGCCGAUGCAAGUGGUCGUGUCGGUGGGGACGGGUACAGUGCAGCCAGUAGAAGUGUCUCUGACAAGCAUGUUGCACACGGAAAAUAGCCUCUGGGGUACCGCCCAGAUGGUCUUCGGACUCCCAGGCCUAAUAGAGCUGAUGACAGACCAAGCGACCCAGGCCAACGGAUGCCCGGUGGAGCGUGCCCAAGCGUGGUGCAGCGCCAUGAACGUGCCCUACUUUCGCAUCAAUGCUCCUAUGUCUGAGGACAUAGACCUGGAUGAGAAAGACGAUGAGCGGUUGGUGCGUGUUCUCUGGGAGACCAUGGUCUAUAUGCGCACUCGCAGAGCUGAACUGGACGAACUGGCUGAACUCAUCAGACCUCGUUAAUAGGUCACGGGCACUGUGAAAAGUUGGCUACGUCCACUGAUCUCUUCAUUCUGUGAUGUUGUUCCAUUGGGAGUCACCCGAAGGAUAUGUGUUAUUCAGCUUUUCUACAGCUCCUCUAUAGCAUGCAACGUCAAAGCAUAACGCUCGGACGUUUCUUCGUGGAAUGUUAUUCGGACAAAGGCAACUUAGCAUAGUCACUUGGAGCACCGAAGACUACAUACUUCAACGGAAACACGGCGUCUCGUCUACCAGACUGGUUUCUUUCACGGCGCAGCAAAGAAUAGCGACAUCCUAUCGUCGAGUGACCACCUGCCACUCGGAUAUAGAAGACUACCCACCACACGUGUCUUGAAUUCGUAGUCCGACAGUAACAAACUAUUCUGUUCUACAAAUUUAAAGGUGCACUAAAGUGUCCACACAACUUCCCUUCAAAUUACGUUUAGAGCCUGAAGUUUUAGGGUUUUACCCGAUUCUUCCCCGAAUUUGCACCCCGAAUUGAAGGUUUCCUAUUUUGGGUGAAACCCGAUUUUUACCCGGCAAACUGCCCUCACUGGUUACGUCACUGUUUGUACCAAACGACUACAGUUAGUUCGAGCAGCUGAGCCCGAUUUCUCCCCGAAUUUAGCAUACUGGAAGAUUUUUCUACCCGAAUUCGCAUGAAUUUAGUGCACACGUUUAUUUACCCGAUUUUUACCCCCCGAAUUUCGAAAAAAAUAUUUCCCGAAAACUUCAGGCUCUAAUUACGUUACACGUUAUGUUAAUCUCGUUCAAAACUUCAAAACUUCGAUUCUGUUACAAAGCUACAAUCAGAAUUAUACGGGACUGUCUCUCUCUCUCUCUUUCUCAGCACUAUGCAGCGAAACUUGUUUCAGCUCAUGCAUCGGUGCUUUUUACUUCAUGCUGCACAUGUACACGCGGCACACACCAUGGAGUAUAGUUUCGGCAAACAACAUGGGGCGAGGGACGUGAAUAUACUUAAUUGUUCUCGCUAGAACAUUUGUGGUAUUGAGAAAUGCAGCAAUGCGCGUCAUGCCACGCAGUGUAUAUACAACACACAACGACUGUACCCGUUCCAAAUCCUCACGCGAACGAUAGACAUGGACGUACUUCUCCUGCUGUCUGAUUGGAUGCCGCCAAUAUUUGUGUCCUGAGGAUUACAUUGGUUGCUGCCAACAGACGGCUCUGUUCCACUGCGUUUUUCUUCUAAACGGUGUGAACACUUUUUGUGCUUACGUUAUAUUUGAAACACAGACUUUCAUUUGAGAACAAGUGCAUUUCUGCAUUUUUGUGCCCCUUUAAACCUCAGUUAGCAAUGCCAUUGGAAAAAACGAAUUUAGCCCUUCGGGGUAGACGGGACAGAAGCUCGACAACCUCACCUCACAGUUUAGCCGCAUAGGUUUGCAUACCUGAGACAUUUUCUAGUCCACUUGUACAAAGAAUAGAAUAGAAUAUAAUUUUCAAAUUUCUAAUGCAAUGCCUCGUCGUCAUUGCCGUUUGUAGCAUUUCUACAAGCGCCUACACUAAAGCUACCAGCAGUGUGCUACACUUGCUAUUGUGUUGAUGCAAUUUUAAAUAAAGACAUUGGUAA
Molecule: messenger RNA, 4249 nt
Organism: Ornithodoros turicata
Lineage: Eukaryota; Metazoa; Arthropoda; Arachnida; Ixodida; Argasidae
Product: 85/88 kDa calcium-independent phospholipase A2-like
Exons: 15
Coding region: 259-2661 (800 amino acids)
Biological process (GO): positive regulation of ceramide biosynthetic process; lipid metabolic process
Cellular component (GO): mitochondrion
Molecular function (GO): protein binding
Source: RefSeq, a predicted model, not a curated record